AGCCGUCAAUAGUGUGUGUCCGCGAGCUUCAAUGAUCGUGGUUUUCUUCGUUAUAAUGUUAUCGUUCUUCCACCACCACCACUCAGGUAGUUUUUUUUUUACAGGAAGUCACGCCGUGGUGUCAAUCCCCACACGAGCCAAGAAGUACGUACUUCUUCUACCACUCAAGUAGUGCUAGGGUCACAUCAUCCACGAAACGUCCUCCUCUCAUAGGUGCGAAGAGAAAAGUCCAGACUUUGAUUGAACAAGAAACAUUCAAAUGGGAAUUCUCUCUCUGGUAAAAAUGCCCACCCUGCUCGAGACGAAGGACGCAAGUCCGGCGACCGCAGCCGGCGGCCGUGCCCGGAACCGCACGCCGAUGAAAAAAGCAGGAGGUUCUUCCACGCCGAUGAAGAAGGGUGCAGCGUCCCCAACGGCUUCGCCGAAGAAAAACUCAUCAAGUCCUACGGUGGCCAAAUCCCCUGUUUCCAGCACAACUUCUUCCGCUUUGAAGAAACGGCUCCAGCGGGUCCUGUCGAACGUGGACGGCGACCUGGAAAGGUUCCGCGCCAAGGGAGUGUACUGGCUUUGCGCACCGCUGUUGUUGGCUUGUUUGCUCUACCGCGUGUUCCUGAUGCACCGUGUGGUUUCGCUCCCAGCCGCGACGGUGGUCGCCGACAAGGGCUCGCUGUGGUCCAUGCUGACCUUCACGAAAACGCCCGUGGUGGUGGUGGAGAAGGGUAUUGGGUUUUUUUGGAUUCAUUUCUCACAAUUAUUUGAACUUCAUUCACCGUGAGUCCGGCUCCGGUCGUCGCGGUUUGGCAUGCAUAUACGUGCCCUUUCAGAGAAGAUUUAGACCGAAACUAACCUGGUUAGUAUCGGUGUAAAUCUUCUCUGGUCAUCAGGUUUUGAACCACAAACGCAAUAUCAAUGUCAAAAUUCAACAGCUCUCCUCUCCACCUCCCUACUCAACGCACUGGCUCUCACUUUGGCCACCGUUUUGGUCGCCAGCAAUUCCAUUCUUCGCCUCCACUGGCCCUCCAGCUACGUGCCGGCCCGCCAAGUCGAUUCCGGGUUCCUCAAGUCACCGAUUUGCGCCCGGAUGCUCGCAACGGUGUGCGAGUUCGCGUUCUACAAGCUCGAGGCGCACACUUUCGGACUCUACUUCUACAGCUGGGAUGAACAAGGGUACUUAAAGAUAAAGUUUGUUUUUCGACAUGCAUGGAUAGAACAUCAAUACAAUACGCAGAGCAGCUAGAGCUACGAGUACAACAUGACUUUUAGAAAAAUGACACGUCCACCAAUUUGUGUCAAAUGACUAUCCCAGUGCCUUCCACGUCGGCGUCGUUGGCCUGCUCUGCACCGUCGGCGAGCUGCUGUGCUGGGCGCACUUGCUGCUGCAGUCGGAGCUUCUCGGCUGGUUGGAAGACAGCACCUGGACCGUGCUGCAGAUGAGCGUGCUGUACUUGACGAAUUUCGACGUCACCGCCUGCGUGCUGUUGCUCCCCUACGUGCUGCACAUGGAGUUCCUGCUCCUGCCCCGUCAGUUUUCCCGGGUGUGGGCGGACUUGGUUGCGGAAAAGAAGUGGAAGAACAACUGGGCGGGCGUGAAAACGCAUUCCACACCGGACGCCGACACGCUCUCCUGGAUGACGACCUCGCUCCUGGCCGCGCCGGUCUUGUUCGGCAUUCUGCUGUGCGUGCCCGCGAGCGCAACAUUUUUGCCGCUGCAGGAGGACUUGGUGUCAUCCACGCAGCACGGCAGCCUCACGUUCGCUCUGCAGCAACUGCUGACCUUCUUGGCCCUGACGGCGGUCAAUUUGUCGGUGGCGCUGGUGAUGGGCAAAAAGCACGAAGCCAUGUCGCUCGUGCACAUGGUGCUGCGAAAGUGAAGGGACAAAGUUGCAUCUCUUUUCGAUGAGGACAUUCUUGUUUUUCGAGAAGUGAUGAAAAAGUAGGCAGCUGCAAGUGCAACAGAUCGUGAUUGAUUUUGCCCGCUGCUCUUCCCGGCGUUUUCGAAUUGUUCAUACAAACAUGCGUUUUACUAAAACAUUUACGUGAAUUUCACAUUUAAACAAGCAUUUUUACCUUCAUCUGGGAUACUGCCGAAGUGUUUCUAUGACACUGGCGCUCAAAAGUCAAACAGUCUACCCGUAUAAAUUUACCACCCAGUCUUCGAUUUUACUUUUACCAGUGAGCUGGCACUUUCGCAAAAUCCUGCGUAUGGUGCGGUCACGUGUGCAUGCAGUAUCUUUCUUCCCCCACUUUAUGUCAAGCCCAAGCGUCUAUUGUUAGAACAUUGCAUCACCAGUUAGUUUAAACCUUUCAAUUUCCUUUAUCCAACCGUAAUUCGCAAAACCACAGCUUGCAGUGUGUGACAACGAGCACAGGAGUCCGUUCCCGUAUGGCCACACGCUUGCUGCUGGUUCACCACGAGAGUUCUUGUUUCUUUUCAGAUAAACGUGAAUCAUUUUCAUUUUUACAGUCGUGGUGGAGCUAAGCCAAAGCCAUCAUUAUCCUGGGAAAAUUUUUAUGGAAAGUACUUCCCCGUGCGCAUCAUAUCCUGUCCAUUUCUAAAUCUUAAUCACUACCACCCUAGCAUAUGCAUCGUAAGAACACUGUACAAAAUUUUUGGAAGCAGGCUGUAAGAUGAACGCGACGUCUUCUGUGAAGACGAUAAGUACGACGUUUUCAGAUGAAUACUAACUAGUAUCUUUCUGAGAAUUAAGUAUCCCAAUGUUGCUUUUCAUGGCGACCAAAU
Amoebophrya sp. A120 is the source of this 2740-nucleotide messenger RNA. The record is from the annotation of a GenBank genome assembly. NCBI's taxonomy places the organism in Eukaryota, Dinophyceae, Syndiniales, Amoebophryaceae.